GAAGUGUUAUCAAGCGUAGUAUUUUGCUUAGGCGCUAUGUGAAUCAGUCUUACGAUCGAAUCUAUCACGUGGUUUGUGGGAAGCGACCAAUCGAAUGCGAAACCGCGGCUCGAGCUUCGGUGCUAAAAUUGCAUGGCUCAAAUACAACACCAAUUUUUGAGCCUAGAUCCUUAGACAUAGUUUUAGCAGUGAAAAAUGGCCGAGAGUGUGUGUGUCGAUGGCAAACAUCAUUUAAAGUUAACUAGUCCACCAUUCGAUCAUAGUUCAAGUAUACUGCUAUAACAGUCGAUUGUAGUUUGUGUGUAAAUAGACGUAUUAGCAUUAAAUAACGAAAAAUGUAAUGAAAAUAAGAGAUCGACGUAGAAUUUGUAAGGCUUUCACGCAUACUGACAUAACUUUACAUUGACGCAGUUCCAAUGAACUGGACUAUGACCAGGUAUUAAAACCAAGAAAACAAUCCGUUGCAUAGAGGUAAAAAAUAUAACAAGCCACAUGUAGUACAAAUCGGUAAUUCCCACCUAUAUAAACAACGUUUCUUUAAACCAUCACAUAUUAUUUCCAACCCCAAUUCCAACGAUAUCUAAUUACUGCAAUGCAAUCACUUGAGGUGAUUGAAAAAUUAUGAAAACUAAUGAUGGAAAUGAGAAGAGCAGCGUACAACUAAAAAUAAGUACAACCAAAAUUGAACUUUGUAAAAAUGAUUUCGCUGCUCAGAACUGGGAUGUUGGCGGGGAUCAAAAGAGACAUAUUUAUAAAAGAGUCUUUGCAACAGCAACUGAAUGCGAGCGUCAUAGAAAUGCAAGGCUUUGUCGAGGGGCAGGAAAAGCCUCAAGUGGAAAAUUGCGAGGAGGCAAAUAUGCUGUGCUUCAUUAUAGAAGCAUUGUUCUUGCACGGGCUAAAAGACACUCUUCUGAAUCGUGUGACAGAGGCCCUGAGUGGUCCAGACUUUGACGCUAUGCCACAGCCGAGCUUCUGGGGGCCACUGCUUGUUUUAUCGCACAGACAAAUUAUUGAUCAAAUUCAAGGACUUACGCAAAUUACAACUGAGGUUGGUUACUGUAGAGCAUGGAUCCGCUUGGCAUUGAAUGAUGGACUCUUGUCCAGCUACUUUGCAUCGAUACGCAGAGACAAUUCCGUUCUGAAACCAUACUAUAACCGUUCUGCCUUUUUGAGGGAUCCCGACCUGGCACAUGUAGCUCAGAGACUGAUCGAAAGUAUCGAUCACAUCCCUUUUCAUCUUGCCUGCAAUACCAGCUUAUUGAACAUCUGGUCAAAUACGCCAUUGCACAUGGCUGCCAUUUGGUCCCCCACAUUGAAGUCUUGUCCAGUUUCUUCGGCAGUUGACAUAGCCAAGACUAUCAAUAGCGAACGUACCCUAACUGACAAUUUUGACGAAAUUGAAUCGGUAAGCUCUAUAGGGAGUCUUGAUUCGCUGAACAAGUUUAGUAUCACGAGCAAAGAUGAGAUGCGGAAGAUUAAACUGGGAAAAGAAAAGCGUUUUAGGUCUGGUGUUGAGACUUCGAAUACCACGGUUCAGACAAAGGAGACAAGCGAAAAAGCUAGUGAAGAAGAAGAACAAGAAAAAGAACAAGAAGAAGAACAAGAAGUAGUGAUACGGAGAAAAAUUGAAAAUGGGAUAACACUAGAUUCCGGAAUUGAUACUGAGCGUGAAAAUGGAAGCAGAGAGGACCUACGGGAAGAGGAGGCAGCUGUAGAACCCGAACUAGCAAAUGACGCUGCUGCGACAGGCGGCAAUUCUUUAAUCGGUCGAUUAGGGUGGUCUACUUCUAUUGAGGACUUUGAGUCUUCGCUAACUACUUCUGCAAUAUCCGGAAGCUCCGACGUUGACGCUUCUCACACUCCCGCUGAUGCUCGGCCCUAUGAUGCUUUGAUACGGAGCUAUAAUCAAGGGGCAUGCUACGCAGCUACUGCAGACUCUAGUGAGUUUCCCAAUAAUUGCCUGAGUAGAGGUUCGCAACAGGAUAAUUCAGGUGUGAAGCCGAAGUCAUUGGAAGAGGCAAAGGAGGCUGAUUUGCAGUCGUUUAAUCAGCAGCUGGGGAAAUUGAGCCGUGAAAAGGGACUGGACACUCAGAAUUACAGUUGCAUGAGCUGCGACCAUCCGAUAGGCAUGUCCUUUUCUAAGGCAUGGGUUUGCGGAUUCACAGGGGAGUAUUAUUGCACCAACUGCAUGGCAGAAGAAGAGUUCCUAAUUCCAUCGCGUGUUAUUCAUAACUGGGAUCUCAAACGUUAUCCGGUUUCCCAAAAGGCUGCUCGGUACUUGAAUGACUGUCCUGCCCUACUUGACCUCAAGGUGAUCAAUCCUAGGAUAUACAUGGUGGUCGACGACAUCGCCCAGCUGCAGUCCCUGAGAAUUCAAUUGAAUCUGCUCCGUGCCUACCUCUUCACGUGUCGCGAGCCUGUCAUAGAAUCUCUCCAAAAAAAGGUUGCGCCGAGAGAUUACUUGUACGAACAUGUUCACCAGUACUCUGUUUCUGACCUGGCGGACAUACCAAAUGGCAUAAUGGCUCAACAACUUCAGAAAGUCGUCGAAUUCGCCAGGAAUCAUGUAACCAAUUGUUGGCUCUGCAGCCAGAAAGGAUUUAUAUGCGAAGUCUGUGACAAUCCUAAAGUAAUUUACCCAUUCGACAUGAGCUCAACUUACAGAUGCGCUGCUUGCAAUGCUGUCUUUCACAUUGACUGCAUGAACGCGAGUCAUCCUUGCCCAAAGUGUGAGCGUAGACGGAAACGCAUGGACCUUCCACUGCUAGACUUGGGCAGCACAGACAUGCAGACUGUGUCUGAAACACCUGGGAUAAUGGCUUCAAGUUAAUUUCAUUUUAAAAACUAGCUGUUUGUUUUAUGUACUGACGAUUGUGUAAGAAAAAAGAAUCAAGCAAAUGGGCGUUUCAGGAUGUUUGGAAUUUUAUAAAUUUUAUAUUCUUAUGUGAUAAUGUCGUACCUUGUUGAAAGAGAAUUAUUCUUAUUAUUAAAACUGAACAAUUAUCCGUCGUAUUAAUUUACUUAUUUAUUGUCCAUUGUCAGAAUUUAUAUAAUAUAUUAAUAAAAGCGCAUUAUUUUAUUUUGUAAA
Neodiprion virginianus is the source of this 3088-nucleotide messenger RNA. It is a transcript of the gene Plekhm1, whose product is annotated as pleckstrin homology domain-containing family M member 1. NCBI's taxonomy places the organism in Eukaryota, Metazoa, Arthropoda, Insecta, Hymenoptera, Diprionidae. The coding region runs from base 698 to 2830 and encodes 710 amino acids. The transcript has 3 exons. The record is from RefSeq and is a predicted model, not a curated record.